UUCCCUAGAUUUGUCGGACUGUUGGCUAAGCUAGCUAAUGUUUGGAUGUUAGCUACCUUCUAAAGUUGGCCAAAGGAGCCAAAUAAAGACCCAAAACAGCAACAAUAAGGCGACGUAAGCUCGGUUGGACAAUAUGGUUGUGAAUCUCUGUCUGCCACACUUUUAUGCGACAGUUCAUUGCAACAAGCUCUGUGCAGAUGGCUAUGAUGUCACAAACCUUGUGUCAGCCGACCCUGCUCUCCGGAGGCAGGGCUUCAAGCUGGAGUACUUCCUACGACCACCUGUACAGGUGACGCUGAAGUUUGGUUUCAAAGUGGAGCUGUACAGGGUGGAUGUGGAGCUUUGGCCCUGGGGUAUGGACAAAGGACAAGCCUGCAAGAGACUGGAGAUCAGCACCAGCUCUGAAUCCACACCCACACAGAAUUUGGACCAAGGCAACAAACGGGUUCAGCAGAAACAAAUGCCGGUAAAGGACCAGAAACAGUGCAGAGAUAAACAGCAGGGGCAUGGCAAUAAAUCUCGUCAGAGCAAUGGACACCAGUGGAGACAUCAGGCCCAGCAGUGGUGUGGAGAGGCUCCAGAUGAGCCUCAACAAAGAAGCUAUGCGUUCAAGUCAAACACUGAAUCCAGUAACCCUGAACUAGAGUUUAAGCUGAUAGGCCGCUGCGAACUCAGGGAGGAAACCCAAGUCUGUUUCACACGUUCAAAUGUCAGGCCCCGGCCCCCGUUCCUCUCCUCACUCCCCCCACAACCUGCGAACAGUCGCCAAGAGGAUCUGUGGAGUCGGGGUCUGCUCUCAUUGGGCGCUGUGACACAACUCCGCGUGACUUUGCCAUUUGGCGGUUCAGCAUCUGCUCUGGGGCUCAAGACUUUGGCUGUGUGGGGGCAACCUGCUCGCUGCUGUCCUGCAGAAGAAGUGGCGAGAAUUAAAAAAGUCCACGAGGACAGCCAAAGACAGCUGCCAAGACCUUCGUUCUUUACCCCUUCUGCCAGCCAGAUGAAACCACUACUGCAAGCAGAUACACCUCCAUGCCAUCUUUCCAUCCCAGAAGAGUUCCAUGACCGGAUAACCCAAGAGGUCAUGAUGCUGCCCAUGCUGCUGCCCAGUGGCGUGUCCGUUGACCACAGCACGCUGGAGGAGCACCAGAAGAGGGAAGCCACCUGGGGUCGACCCCCAAACGACCCCUUUACUGGCGUCCCGUUUACUUCCACCUCCCAGCCUCUUCCUAACCCUCAACUGAAAAGCCGCAUUGACCACUUCCUCCUGCAAAACAGUAUGAUAAGGAGGGAGGGGAUGUUGGGGAGACAAGGGGAGGGAGAGCAUCCACAGGCCUCGAGACUUUUAGACUCCAAUGUAGAAGGACAGUCCCAGGACUCUCAAAGUCUCAGUGACAGCUUGACAAACAACACUGCUUUUCACGAUAAUGCUUGCACCAGCAACACAAACAGGACUACUCAAGUAGAAGACACUGGAUUAAGUCAUUCAUCAGAUAAUGGGAAUCACAAAUUUCACACCCAGUCUCUUAACACGGAGAGGAAAUCGGAAAGAAGUAUGAAACGAAAUCUAGGUGGAGUUUCCGAAGAAUCCACAGAAGGUUUGCCAGCAGACAGGCAACUACUACAGCAGACAAAAAGACCAAGACAUGAUGUCGCUUCUGUUUUCAGCUCUCAUGAGCAGCGUUUGUCAGCCAGCCUGGAUGAGGCCCUCUUCUCCGCCCUGCAGGGCAGACCCUCCUUCACCUCAAACUUGACUCAGCAGAAACGGGUUACACCUGAUUCUGAACUAGUGAACCCAUCACAGCAGUGUCAGGCUGCCGGCCCCUCGAGCAUCCCACAAGGUGAGAAGACGUGCUCUGCGUGUUCCUGUUCGGUCUCUGGCUACUCCAAAUCUGCAUCCUCCAUCUACCGUCUUACUUGCGGCCACUUGCUCUGCCACUCCUGCCUGCGGAGGGAACCACAACCACCAAGCUCUGUCACCAUAUCAACUGCCAAUCACAUCUUGUGUUCAGCCUGCCAAAGCACUACCCCGCGUAGUGAGGUCAUACGCGUUCAUCACUAACAGAUAACGUGUAAAGGCAAAUCAACACAAUGAAGAGGAUGUUCUGAAGGUGAAACCAGCAUUAUACCUGAGAUUAAGUGUUUCAUGUUUCAGACAUUGAUACUACUCUCAUUUUUUGUAUACUUUUGUAAUAUUUCUACAUUAUGAUUUUGAUUCACGCCUGAGUUUUUGAAAUCUGUUUAUAAUAUUAUUUUGGCACUUCUUGAACCCGCCACGUCACAAAUUCAACUUUGUAUUUAUGUCCACAGCUUAGAAAGAACAUCACUGAAAGCAAUGACCUUUACAAAAAUCUGCAGAAAAAGAAUGCUUAAAGAAACCCCCUCCCCCUUUGCCUUUUCAUCCAGGGUUGAAGCGUUGUUGCAGCCUUGGUUCUGCAGACCUUGUACACAACCUGACCUUGUAGAUGUGUUGGGAAUGCAAAAAGAAAAGGUUCUGGGACACAAGCAUUUGGAGCAAGGGGCCAGAAGAAUGAACAUGAAUUCAUGUCUACCCAAGGCCGUUUGGCCAUUAUGAAGAAUCACACUUGUCAUGCUCAUCCUUCCCCUCUUUCCUUCACUCUAUUCACCAUUUUACAUUCCCUUAACUCUGGUAUAUUGUUCUUGUCUUAACAGAAAUAAAGGCAGAAAAUGUAGAUGACUUCUUCGUGUUGGUUCUGUUCAAAUAUAUAUCUUCAUUAUUAUUAAAAUGUCUCCAUAUAUCUCCAAUAAGAUUAUGGUUCUAGUUUUAUCACUGUUUUUUAAAGGUGCAAUGUUAUGAGAAGCUACAUGUACUCCAGUGUCCUUGCCCAGGUAUUCAUGUUCCUUCCUCUUAACACUUCAACCUAAUUACCUCUAAUGAGUUUGUCUUGCAUUCACAAAAGGGUUAAAUGGGUAGUCAGGAAAAACAGCAUUUAUUGGGCUUUGCAUCCACAAGUGGCAAUAUUUAUGUGUUGGUUACCCUGACAACAUUAAGCUUAACCAAGGUCAUGAUCCUGUAUCCGCUCAGAGUAAAGGCUGAAUCAGUUGUUCUGCAUGUGAACAAAAAACAUAAUCUUCAACACAUCAGAUACAAGUAUCGU
This is a messenger RNA of Notothenia coriiceps (black rockcod), 3116 nucleotides long. RefSeq names its product U-box domain containing 5 (gene ubox5). The record is from RefSeq and is a predicted model, not a curated record. The transcript has 7 exons. The coding region runs from base 134 to 2059 and encodes 641 amino acids. Gene Ontology annotation, biological process: protein polyubiquitination. Gene Ontology annotation, molecular function: ubiquitin protein ligase binding; ubiquitin-ubiquitin ligase activity. Lineage: Eukaryota; Metazoa; Chordata; Actinopteri; Perciformes; Nototheniidae. Gene Ontology annotation, cellular component: nucleus.